Molecule: messenger RNA, 1833 nt
Organism: Exophiala spinifera
Lineage: Eukaryota; Fungi; Ascomycota; Eurotiomycetes; Chaetothyriales; Herpotrichiellaceae
Exons: 4
Coding region: 1-1833 (610 amino acids)
Source: RefSeq, a predicted model, not a curated record
AUGGCUUCCGGAGUAGGAUCCCUCGCAGCCAUUGGUGCUGUCACCGAUCCUCGUCUCUCGGUUUCUGGGGAGGCUCCUGACCCGACCUCACUCCCUCGAGGAGUGCUGCAAAAGCUGCACGACCCUAGCGUUACCCUCGAGGAGUACAUGCACUACGCCAAAAUCACUCGAGAUGAGGAAGAACGCCUCUAUGGCCCUGGCAGUGACUUUCAGGCCACGGACGGCCCCACGGCCGCGUUCAUCAAGGAGAAGAUCCUCCGCAAACGUGCCACACGACGUACCUCGAUCGCCGUACCGCGUCUCUCGGUCAGCGCUCAAGGCGAAGCCCAGAUUCAACGACCGGUUGAAUCUGGAAACGAUUCCGGCAAUGAGAAGACAGGCCAUGAGAAGAAGAAGUUCCAGCCAAUGGUCAUCAGUGAUGAGGAGUGGAUACAGGCUUCACGGGCUGCUAGAACUGCCACUUGGGCUGCCGUCUUCUACUUGAUCACCACCGAUAUCCUCGGUCCCUUCAGUACGGGAUACGCCUUCAGUCAGAUGGGACUUGGUCCUGGUGUCGCUCUGUUCACGGUGUUCGGUGCCCUCGGUGGAUACACCGGUUGGCAGCUAUGGAGGAUGUAUCUCCAGCUUGAUAGCGACCGUUACCCGCUGAAAGGAUACGGCGACAUCGCCUUCCGGGUCUACGGACCUUGGUUCCGUCACACCGUCAACUUCGUACAAUCUUUUCAAUUCUUCCUGAACGUCACCCUGCUUAUUUUGAGCAACGGUCAGUCCAUCAGCGAGUUGUCCAAGAGUAAUCUCUGCUUCAUUGUGUGCAUGGUGAUCUGUACCAUCGCUGGCUGUGUCGUUGGACAGAUCCGAACUCUCCAGCGCUUUGGCUGGCUCGCGUCCUGGGCCGUAUAUCUCAAUCUGUUUGUCAUUUUUGCAACGAUGGGUGUCAUGGCUCAUUCGGAUCCAAACUACAAGGUAUACGCCGCUUCGCAUCCAACAUUCGACAUCAAUAAUCCCGAUCCCAUCAAAGUUUCGGGUUCGACACCACCAGGACUCAGCAUCGCCGACAAUGUGAACGGUCUCAUGAAUGCCGUCUUUUCUUUUGGAGGAGCGACUCUUUUUGUCGAGCUGAUGGCGGAGAUGCGUCGACCCUUUGACUUUUGGAAGGGACUGCUCGCGGCCGAUGUCCUCAUCUACCUCUGCUACAUGGUUUACGGUGUCUACACUUACUGCAUGCAAGGACAAUACGUGUACAACCCCUCAUACCAAGGCAUUUCUCCCUAUUCAUGGCAGACGGUCGGCAACAGCCUUGAACUGAUCACCGGUAUCAUUGCGGCGGUGCUGUACGGCAACAUCGGCAUCAAGGUUUUGUACAACAACCUGGGGAGAGACCUGUUGAGCUUCCCGAUCCUCGAGAGCAAGGGUGGUAAAUGGAUAUUUGCCAUCAUCGUUCCCAUUUACUGGGUCCUGGCCUGGAUCAUUGCCCAAUCCGUCCCUCAGAUCAGCUCGUGGAUCUCGGUUGUCGGCGCCGGGUGUAUCUUGCAGUUCAGCUACACAUUCCCCCCAUUCAUGAUGCUCGGGUUCAAGAUCCAACGGGAUGCCAUACUGCCACAGGAGACGUUUGACCCUGCGACUGGACAGGUCCAGCACGUCGACAGCGGCUUCAAGCGCUGGUGGCGCGGCUUCAAGAAGGAACUCCUGGUGAAUUCCUUCGACGUCAUUUUCUAUCUCGGGUCCUGUGUCACUUGCGUCCUGGGCUUGUAUGCUGGUUUCAAAACGAUGGUGGACGCAUACAAUGGUUCGACCAACUUGACGGCGUGGCGUUGCGAGUCGCCUACGGGUUAA